Molecule: messenger RNA, 2130 nt
Organism: Trichoderma breve
Lineage: Eukaryota; Fungi; Ascomycota; Sordariomycetes; Hypocreales; Hypocreaceae
Product: protein kinase domain-containing protein
Exons: 4
Coding region: 1-2130 (709 amino acids)
Biological process (GO): intracellular signal transduction; peptidyl-serine phosphorylation
Molecular function (GO): protein serine/threonine kinase activity; ATP binding
Source: RefSeq, a predicted model, not a curated record
AUGAAUGGGGACCUGAGUCUCUCUCAGGCUCUCGGAGGACUUCGAAUCGCCAAUCCCGACGAUGCUACUGAUGCUGUCCACGACGACCCGAAGCCGUCGGCACCCCCAGACGAUGUCGAAGCUUACAGGAACGCUUCGCAGCCCCAAUCUCAAUUUCAAUCCCAACCUCAACGCACCCUACACUCCUCCGACGGCUUGCGGGUGACGCUCUCCGAUGCAACAGCAGGAUCCGACGUCGUGUCUGGUCCAGGGGCGCAAUACCUUGGCCGAGAACCCAGCCAAAGGGCGCCUUCACGCUACCAUCACCCACCCCAGCCCGCGAUUUCACGACAGCCGUCCCAGCGCGAGGGCAGUGCUGCUUCGAGUGCCAAAUCUCAGGCAUUCGCCGGCGAUGCCCCCGUCCCAACAACCAGCGAAGAAUGGAAAGACCGCGGCGCUGCCGUUGGUGUACGCCGAGAGCUCGACAAAAGCGGCCGUCCGGUCGUUCGACAGAUCAAAAAAGGAGUUCGAGACUUCUCCUUUGGACGGACGCUCAAGGAGUACGCCAUCAAAGUUUUAGAAAAGAGACACAUCAUCAAGGAGAAGAAGAUCAAAUACGUCAAUAUCGAAAAGAACACAUUAAAUCGCUUGACCGAGCACCCUGGCAUUGUUCGUCUGUACUACACGUUCCAAGACGAGACGUCCCUCUACUACGUGCUUGAUCUAUGCAAUGGCGGCGAGCUGCUCGGCGUGCUGAAGAGGACCGGCACGUUUGAUGUUGAAUGUACCAGAUACUAUGGGGCCCAGAUUCUCGACGCCAUUGACUACAUGCACUCUCGAGGAGUUAUACACCGUGACUUGAAACCAGAAAACGUACUACUCGAUGACCAGAUGCACGUCAAGAUUACAGAUUUCGGCACAGCCAGGCUCCUCAACGACCCCCGAACCACGCAGGACGGCAACGCCGACGGUGGCGAUGGACUCGACACGGAUAAUCGUAACGACGAUGGCCGUGCGGCAUCUUUUGCUAGCGACCUUUGGGCUUUUGGGUGUAUCAUCUAUCAGCUACUGGCUGGACGGCCACCCUUCAAGGCCGGCAGCGAAUACCUGACGUUCCAGAAGAUUGUCAACUUGGAAUACGAAUUUCCUCAAGGAUUUCCUCCUUUGGCACGAGACUUGGUGGAGCGAUGCCUUGUUCUUGACCCGGCUAGGAGACUCACCAUCGAGCAUAUCAAGAAUCAUGAGUUCUUCAGCGGCCAGCCUUUUGGAAGAACUUUGUGGAGGUCUAAAGCUCCACGACUGCGUCCUUAUGUCCCACCCGCCCAGGAACCAAACAUCAUCCAGCUCAACAACUUUUCAACAAGCCCUAGCCCGAACACCCGAGCACAGCCACCAAACAGCUCGCAAGGUAAUCCAGUGAACGGCAAUAACCGACCUGCCCGCAUCAUCACGGAGUUGCCACCCCCGACACAACUGGACAUUGAGUGGUCUCCAGUGCUUACACGAAACAACGAACGCAUCUUGAAGCUUGGCGACAUGAUGGUUCUUUCCACGCCAAUACCCAAUGGAUCCAACGGGAAGGGGUCUGACGAGGGCCAUAGGAAACUGGCUCGAUUCUUUGGUGGAAGCACGACCAAAAAGAGGCAGAGGCUCGUCAUGGUCACUUCAAGCGGCCGUAUCUUGUUGGCUCCAGCUGGUGGUGAAGAGAAGAGAGCAAAGCAGGAGCUGUCGCUUCUGGCACCGGAUACAACGUGGAAAACUCAUCAGGAUGCCAAGGGCCAGUACGUAUGGUGUCUCGAUACGGGCGGCCAACACUUUACAUUUGAAGAAACAAAGACUGCAUCUAGUUCUGGGGGCGACCAUGCGUUUGCUGAAGAGUGGGUGGAAAGCCUAGAGAGGGCCAGAGACAUGGCAUUGUCACAACAGACGCUGGCAGCUGAUGCCGGCUUUGGCGAGAUGUCGUCAACAGUAUCAACACCAUCCAGCACUCUAGUUGGCAGGGGGAACACUUCAGAUGGCUUUGCCGGCAGCGACCGAUCUGGGCGUAACCAUUUGAGCAAAGGCCAAGCCAGCAUUGAAGACCCCGCGCCGUCAAAAAGGAACCGCUUUAGCAAGAGACAAUCACGCAAUGGUCUAGGACCUGCAUUCUAA